Molecule: messenger RNA, 1870 nt
Organism: Danio rerio (zebrafish)
Lineage: Eukaryota; Metazoa; Chordata; Actinopteri; Cypriniformes; Danionidae
Product: zgc:110410
Biological process (GO): calcium ion transmembrane transport
Cellular component (GO): membrane
Source: RefSeq, marked validated
AGAAAAAAAAAUUCUACCAAUCAGGUCGCUUCAAGAAAAAGCACGCCCAUAGCACGCUUGAUAUGAAGAUUUAACUGACAUUAAAACGUGCAAACACAGAUAUUUAGAAUAAAAACAUGAAAUAAACAACCAAUAGAAUCUAAAUACUAUACAAUUACUUUAUAUAUCACUGUCAAAUAUCAGUAAACACACAAAGUCACUUGUAAAUGUCACUUGUAAGAUUCAUUGUAAAAUAGUUUAAAUUCAUUGUCAAAUGGGAAACAAAAUUCCACCUGUGUGCUUGGCUAUCAUGAAUGUGUAUUGAUUUGAUGGGCCAGGCAAAGUCCUGCCCCUCUGAAGAAACACUGAUCGAGAACAGACUUUGCCCUUCACAGCUCAUAACAGGAAGCAACGUGUGGCAGACAAAAGAGAUGAACAAGGAACAAUCUCCACCUUCUUACAACCCUUAUUACCCUCCGCCAUAUCCAAAUUCAACGCAAGGUAAUGCUGGGUAUCCACACUAUCCAAAUGCAACCCAAGGAAAUGCUGGGUAUCCACAAUAUCCAAAUGCAAUACAAGGAAAUGCUGGGUAUCCACAAUAUCCAAAUGCAACCCAAGGUAAUGCUGGGUAUCCACAAUAUCCAAAUGCAAUACAAGGAAAUGCUGGGUAUCCACAAUAUCCAAAUGCAACACAAGGUAAUGCUGGGUAUCCACAAUAUCCAAAUGCAACACAAGGUAAUGCUGGGCAUCCACCAAUGGGCAUGAUGCCUCUCGCUGGUAUGAUGCCCCCCACUGCUGAAAAUGUCAAUAUGGGGAAUCCAGACGACGCUCCUCCAGAAUAUACCCUGGGCUUUGAGAAUGAGAACUGCUUUUCAGAUGCUGCCAUAAGAAGAGGUUUUAUAAGAAAAGUCUACUUGACACUUAUGAUUCAGCUACUGAUAACUGUUGGAAUCAUCUGUGCUUUCCUUUAUUGGGAGACACUCAGCGACUGGGUGAAAGACACAUACUGGUUUACCUACACCAUGAUGGGUGUUACAUUUGCUCUGGUUAUUGUGCUCGUAUGUUGUGUUGAUAUACGUCGCAAAGUUCCUUUAAACUUCAUCUUCCUAGGACUGUUUACAAUUGCAGAAGGCUGUCUCCUUGGAUCAGUGGUAGUGUACUAUUCAGCAGAAGCGGUGCUUUGGGCAGUGGGUGCAACGGCUUUGGUGUCACUUGCAAUGAGUUUGUUUUCACUACAGUCUAAAUGGGACUUUACAGCUGCUUCAGGAUGCAUCUGGGCAAUGAGCUGGACACUGUUUUCAUUUGCAUUGCUUUGCGCAAUUCUGAGAUCCCAGUAUUUGUACAUCUUUUAUGCAUCGCUGGGAACUUUGAUCUUCUCUGUGUACUUGGUGAUUGACACACAGCUCAUACUGGGAGGAAAGCACAAAUACAGCAUCAGUCCAGAAGAGUACAUCUUUGCUGCUUUGAACUUGUACAUUGAUAUUGUCACAAUAUUCUUAUUAUUGCUUCAAUUAAUUGGGUUCUGUCGUUGAUAUGGUUUGUCAACAUCAUUAUUGCUGCCGUAUUCAGCAUCAGGCUUGGGAUUUGCUAUACAUUUUACCUCAAUUUUUGUUGAAACAUGACUCCAUUGUUUCUGUAAAAUAAUAUAAGUCAAACAGAAUUUAAUUAGAAUUUUUAUAUAUGUAAAUGAGAUAUGAUAAUAUAUUUGUCUGUAAAAAUGCUAUUAAAAAGAAUACAAUAAUUGUUAACUUAAGGUAAAUAACGUAAAUUAGCUAUGUUUAAAAGUAUUAAAAAUAUAAAUAUGGCGUACGUUUUGUGUUUUGAGAUACAUUUUUACCAAAAUAAAAAUAAAAAAAUUACUCCAUUGUGUAACUCAAUAAAAUCUUUGCUA